Molecule: messenger RNA, 2344 nt
Organism: Eufriesea mexicana
Lineage: Eukaryota; Metazoa; Arthropoda; Insecta; Hymenoptera; Apidae
Gene: Rbp6
Product: RNA-binding protein 6
Exons: 12
Coding region: 1060-1977 (305 amino acids)
Biological process (GO): regulation of translation
Cellular component (GO): cytoplasm
Molecular function (GO): mRNA binding
Source: RefSeq, a predicted model, not a curated record
AUCACAGCGUACAGCAUUGAACUCGACGCACGACGACAAGGAGCGCGACAACGACCACCUGCCUGCCUCUCUGUGUUCCACGGAUUAUAUCUGUCUCUCUCUCUUUCACCUUCUCUCGCUGAUCUCGUUUCACCGUUCCGUUCCGUUCGUCUUGGUGCACGCUGCUCUGCUGCCGCCGCCGCCGCUGCUGCUGCUGUUGCCGCUGCCGCUGCCGCGAGAAGAGGAUAACGGAAGGAGACGAGGAUAACGAGCGUUCUGUCGGCUGCUGCGAUUACGCUCGUUCAGGUGUCCCGGAGAGAUAUACCCAAACACCGUGAACCGGGAGAUAUCACGCGUGCCGUGUAUACCGAGAAGAGAGAGUACGGUACGCUCGAAAUUUGCUCGACUCCGGCGUGUGGCUCUCGCAGUGCGUCCACUCUUUCGGCUACGUUUCUUUACGCGUGUUGCCAAAGGCUCGCUCGUUCGCUCGCUCCGGUUCCCAGUGCCCGCGAGUAGCGAUCACCACGAUUACGUGACAAGUGUGUACCGCGCGCGAAUGUAAGCCGUUCGACCAACAUCGUCGCCGAAGGAGGAUCGUAGCGCAUCGUCGUUCGAUCCACCAGCUGUGAGUUUGCAGACCAAUCGGAUCGCCUUCGUCGCCUUCGUCGUCGUCGUCGUCGUCGUCGUCGUCGUCGUCGUCGUCGUCGGGGUUGUCGUAGCCGUCGUUCGGAGUGUGCCAGAUAUCCUAGCCGUAGCCUGACGCGCGAUCGUCAGCCUGGUCGAGGUCAGAUCGACGCACGAGAGCUGUCACGAAACGAUCGCGACGUUCGCGACGUCCCUUGGAAGCCGUGGGGAGCAAGAUAUACGCGCGUGUGCUGAGAAAGCACGAGCGUGUGAAACGAGGCAUCGUCGAUCUCUCGGUCGUUCGUUUCUCCUCUCGCGGAGGAAGGCCAUAGCGUUGAUCGCACGGCACUCGGUACUCGCGGCAGUACUGAGUGACCUGCAGCACCCGGCAGUCAUCGAAAAGUGUACACGACGGCGGUCACCACGUACAUCACGCCGCUCAUCACCCCAGAGAAGAUGGUGACAAGGACAAAGAAGAUAUUCGUCGGUGGACUAUCGGCACCGACGACGCUGGAGGACGUGAAAAACUACUUCGAACAGUUCGGCCCGAUCGAGGAUGCCAUGCUGAUGUUCGACAAGCAAACCAGCAGACACAGAGGCUUUGGCUUCGUCACGUUUCAAAGCGAGGACGUGGUCGACAAAGUCUGCGAGAUUCAUUUCCACGAAAUCAACAACAAAAUGGUCGAAUGCAAGAAAGCACAGCCGAAGGAAGUGAUGCUCCCGGCGAACCUGGCGAAGUCGCGAGUGGCCAACAGAGGCGCAUACGAUUUUAUGUGGUCCCUGGGAGCAUUACCUGAUGGUUUCCCAGUGGCGGCGUACGCGGCAUACGCGGCAAGCCGCAGCUAUUCUGGGUACCCUAGUUUCGGACUGCCCUACCCGACAGGAGUGCCGGCAGUGUACUACCACGGAACCGGAAGCGAGAACGCAAGCCGCGCGUAUACGGAGACACCGAUGCAACACGUCCAACGGACUGCGCUCCGGAAGAAAUUGGAUCUUACCAACGGCCAGCUCACCCCGAACAACAAUACGCCCUUGCUCACGCAAGCUCUUUCUGUGAUGAACAACUACCAGGCGGCCGCAGCGCAGGCCGGAUUUCCGCCGGCGUCGCCGCACGCGGCCGGUGGCCACGGUGGGCCACAGGGCCGGUCUUUUCCUGCGGCCAACUCGCCGGGCCCCAUCGACAUGUAUAGUUCAAACGCCGCAGCCGCAGCAGCAGCCGUAGCCGCGGACUCCGCAGUCGCCAGCUACGUCCAGGCCGCAGCUAGUCCGCAGCCCCCUACGACCGCGUUCCCUGCGAUCGCCGUGUCCCGUGCCCCGCUCAACUACAGUCCCGGUCCUCUAAUACCAGCGGCGUUCACUAAUGGCUACCAUUGAGCCUUGUUAAGACCUAAUAACAGGAUGGACGAGAGGGCAGAACGCAGCACGGUCGACUGACGGUACAGUGAGCGAUGUAAAUGCCUUGGAAAAAUUUACCACGAUGAACGAUCUCUGGACGGACGAGGACGCGUACCAUCAUGAGCAGUAGACGGGGGAAUCGCGAUUUACGUAGAAGGAUAACGGUUUCCAACGGCGUGUGUGGUGUGGAGGCUUCGACUUUGCGUGCGCGGUCGAUCGAGCGGGAAAUAGCCGCGAUUUUCCAGCGGCUACGGGAAGAUAACCAAAGUUGAACGCGUUAGGAGGAAAGGAGAAAAGAAACAAAAAAAAAAGAAAAGAGAAAAUUGAGAAAAUGGAAAAAAAAAAA